AAGAAAACGAGACCCGCCGCGGUGCGCGCAGUGAUUCCACUAACAAGAUUCCUAUUGGGGAUGUUUUGAACUCGAUCGAUUUGGUGUUCUGCCGCUAAGCAGCUUAAGUGAGCUGCUACGAAAUCAGUAGUUGCUUUAGACGAAGCUGUUCUGAUUCACAGUAGUGGUUCUGGCUCCUGUUCCUCUUUGGGUUGAUUUUGAAAGUCAGAAAUUCUGGAAAGAUGAGCAUUGACUACAGUGUGUGGGACCACAUCUAUGUCUCCGACGAUGAAGACGUCACCAGUCCUUUCGUGGACACACCGAGCUUGUUCAGAAUGAGACACCGGGCCAGGCUAGAGAAGAUGGCUGAGUUUCAGCAGAGGGGUGAAGAUCUGGAAAAUAACUUAACCGAAUGCCAAAGGCUGCUGAAAGAAACGCAGGGACGACUCCAGUACCUGGAAGAACAGAGAAAAGAGGGAGCGGAGGAUGAGGAGCGAGAGGCUGAGUUAAAGAAAGUCCAGGCUGAGGUAAAGAAACUUGAGAAGGAUGAAAAGUCCUUUCUAGGACUCCUGGAAAAACAUCGGCGUGAUGAGAAGAAACUGCCCUGGAAUGUGGAUACUAUCAGCAGAGAAGGCUUCAGCAAGAGCAUUCUCAACAUCGAGCCUGAAAUUAAAAAGGGAACACAGCAGGAUAAAGUAAUGAAGCACAAGACGUUUGUGGAGAAGUAUGCCAGGGAAAUUAAACACUUUGGUAUGCUGCGGCGUUGGGAUGACAGCCAGAAGUAUCUGUCUGACAACCCGCAUCUUGUCUGUGAAGAGAGUGCUAAUUACCUUGUCGUCCUCUGUAUUGACUUUGAGAUAGAUGAGAAACAUGGCCUAAUGGAGCAGAUUGCACACCAAGCCAUCGUCAUGCAGUUCAUCUUGGAUUUAGCUCGGACUCUGAAAGUUGACCCAAGAGGCUGCUUUAGACAAUUCUUCUCAAAGAUAAAGACUGCAGAUAAACCAUACCAGGAAUAUUUCGACCGUGAGCUGGACCUGCUGAAGGAGCGGGUCCGCCGGUGUGCGCAGGCCCGUAUGGAAGGAGCUAUGAAGGAGCUGGAGGAAGAGGAAAGACAGAAAAGAUUGGGCCCAGGGGGUUUAGACCCAAUAGAAGUCUAUGGAUCACUCCCCAAGGAAAUGCAGAGGUCUUUUGAUGAGAAGAACAUUGAGAUGCUGCAGGAUGUAAUGGAUAAGCUGGGCCCUGAGGAGGGAGGGUACCACCUGAAGAGAUGUAUUGACUCUGGGUUGUGGGUCCCUGACUUACCUGAGGAAGAAGAUGAGGACGAAAAUACAAACUAAACUUGAUGUGUUUCCAAAUGAUUAGGGAGUAAUGUACACUAAAACUAGCUUUACAGUGAUUCGAUUUAUACAAUUAUUGUAUGUCUUCAGAUAUUUUUGCACUUGAAUAUUGAAUUUAUAGCUCAAUUGUUUGACAUGUUGUAUUCAGGUGUGUUGUUUAAAUCAUUUUAAAUCAAAUAUUCUAUUGUUUCAUUCACAUUUAACACAUUCUUGACUUUUUAAGGAAAGAACAAAAAACAGAAGCAAAGGUCUCGAUUUACUGAGUUAGACCCUAACUUUUGGUAAAAAGGUAUGAAUCAUGACUGAAAGGACAAGCUCCACGAUACCAGCUUAAUCUGGAAGAUGUUUGGCUCAGCAUUAAAUAUGUUCUAAUAUUCUAAAUAAUCAAAGCAGGUUGGUCCACUGGGAGGAGAUCCUGAAAAAGACCUAGAAUUUAGGAGUAGCUUUGAAAAAUAUACUGAAGUUUAGAUGUAUCGCCUUUUUUAUUCACUUUGAUUUGAAUAUUUGAUUAGAAAGAUUAAUGUGCAUUCUAAAAUUGGCUAUCUAGUCUUUUUCAUUAAUAUAUAUAUAUUAGACGAGGUGCCAGGAAAGACCAAGUACGGACUGGAGAGGCUCUUCGUCCUGUCUUGGCUGAAACAUCUUGGCUAGAAGGAAAAAGAUGUCUGUUUUUCCCUGUUGGACCAUUUUUCCAGCUACUACAUCCUUUUACCAAAAAUGUUUUUUUAGCCAAAAAA
Molecule: messenger RNA, 2050 nt
Organism: Cyprinodon tularosa
Lineage: Eukaryota; Metazoa; Chordata; Actinopteri; Cyprinodontiformes; Cyprinodontidae
Gene: cdc37
Product: cell division cycle 37 homolog (S. cerevisiae)
Exons: 8
Coding region: 222-1316 (364 amino acids)
Biological process (GO): protein folding; protein stabilization
Cellular component (GO): cytoplasm
Molecular function (GO): protein-folding chaperone binding; protein kinase binding; heat shock protein binding
Source: RefSeq, a predicted model, not a curated record